Racocetra fulgida is the source of this 277-nucleotide messenger RNA. The record is from the annotation of a GenBank genome assembly. Lineage: Eukaryota; Fungi; Glomeromycota; Glomeromycetes; Diversisporales; Gigasporaceae.
AUGGUUCAAAAUAAAAAAAUUGAAAUGUGGGACCAAUAUGUUAAGCGAAUUGAUGAAAAAGGAAAAGAACGUUACCAGUGUAAAGCGUGUAAUAAAGAAUGGGCAAAAAAUGCAACUCGAUUGCAAGAACAUUUAAAAGUCUGUGUUUUAAGAAAUUCAACAUCAAACGAAUCGUCUGAAUCAUUUGAAUUACCUGGUACUAAUAAGAAGCGAAAACAACCAGCCUUGGAUAAUUUUGCUCAACCAGAUCAAACUGAAUUGGAAUCAUUACUUGCCC